Messenger RNA from Abrus precatorius (Indian licorice), 2644 nucleotides. Its product is annotated as glycerol-3-phosphate dehydrogenase [NAD(+)] GPDHC1, cytosolic. Lineage: Eukaryota; Viridiplantae; Streptophyta; Magnoliopsida; Fabales; Fabaceae. Gene Ontology annotation, biological process: glycerol-3-phosphate catabolic process; carbohydrate metabolic process. The coding region runs from base 594 to 2021 and encodes 475 amino acids. The record is from RefSeq and is a predicted model, not a curated record. Gene Ontology annotation, cellular component: cytosol; glycerol-3-phosphate dehydrogenase (FAD) complex. The transcript has 5 exons. Gene Ontology annotation, molecular function: glycerol-3-phosphate dehydrogenase [NAD(P)+] activity; NAD binding.
ACGAAAGUUUGGUUUUUCUAUUGGCACUAGCCGUGUCUUACAGUUGGGUAGAUCAACUAACAAGAGACGGAGAAAACAAAGUUUUUGCUGUGUUUGUGUUUGGUUUUGGUUUUGGUUUUUUACACAUUAUCCUUAUCUAUUCUUUUGGCUUGGCACGUGCCCUGCUUAGAAACUAAAAGAAAAAUGGGAGAUUUUAUGGGUAUGUGUGUAUAUAUAUAUAUCAUGGUUCAUGCAUUGCAUGUUUCAAUUAAAUUUAGAGAGGGAUAGGCUUCAUUUUUUGGUCAGAACUUCUGGAUAGAACCAAAUUAAAUAAUGUUCAGCUUUGGUCAAGCAAUAUCUACCAAGAAGAUCUGAUUUUCCAAUGCUUCACAUUUCGUGAAGGCAAUCUUAUUCUUAUGGUAAAAAGAAAGAAAAAAUGGUAGUUGAGUGAGGAGAAAGUGAGAAGCAUAAGAUUGAGGCAGGUUAUAUAGGAGUCUAAGUUUAGUUCAUAGACAAUUCUAUUGAAGUUCAUAUAGGCCUCAAUCAUUGAAAAAUAUAAGCUUUCGUUGGUUUCUUUUUUAAGAGUUUUUUUAACCAUUCUUAGCUUUUAGAGCAUGGUGGGAAGCAUUAUGGGAAUGGAUCAUAAUCCAUACUCAAAUGGGUCUGUUUCUGUUCAAAAUUGUAAUGGGGUAGAGGAGAAGCUUGAUGGUUUGAGGAGGCUUGUUGGUAAGGGUGAUGGUGAUCCUUUGAGAAUUGUGAGUGUUGGAGCUGGUGCUUGGGGAAGUGUUUUUGCAGCAUUGCUACAAGAUACUUAUGGUCAAUUCAGGGAUAAGAUACAAAUCAGGAUAUGGAGAAGAGCAGGAAGAGCAGUUGAUAGAGGCACUGCAGAACAUCUCUUUGAAGUUAUCAACUCAAGAGAGGAUGUGUUGAGGAGGUUGAUUCGGCGUUGUGCUUAUCUUAAAUAUGUUGAGGCAAGGCUUGGUGAUAGGACCCUCUUUGCUGAUGAGAUUCUGAAAGAUGGGUUUUGCUUGAAUAUGAUUGAUACCCCUCUUUGUCCUUUGAAGGUUGUGACAAACUUGCAAGAAGCUGUUUGGGAUGCUGAUAUUGUAGUUAAUGGUUUGCCUUCAACUGAAACACGUGAGAUUUUUGAAGAGAUAAGUAAAUAUUGGAAGGAAAGGAUCACUGUGCCUAUAAUUAUCUCUUUGUCAAAGGGUAUAGAGGCUGCAUUGGAGCCUGUUCCUCAUAUUAUAACUCCCACAAAAAUGAUUAACCAAGCAACUGGAGUGCCUAUGGAGAACAUACUCUAUCUUGGGGGUCCAAACAUUGCCUCAGAAAUCUACAACAAGGAGUAUGCCAAUGCUAGAAUAUGUGGAGCUGAGAAAUGGAGGAAACAUCUGGCAAAGUUUUUAAGACAACCACACUUUAUUGUCUGGGACAACAGUGACCUUGUCACACAUGAGGUCAUGGGUGGCUUGAAGAAUGUCUAUGCAAUUGGUGCAUAUUUUUUAUUUUUCUUUUUAAUGCUGUCAGGAAUGGUAGCUGCCCUUACCAAUGAGAGUGCUACCAGCAAAUCUGUAUACUUUGCACACUGUACAUCAGAAAUGAUAUUUAUCACUCACUUGUUGGCUGAAGAACCUGAGAAACUUGCAGGGCCAUUACUGGCUGACACUUAUGUGACCUUGUUAAAAGGCCGUAAUGCAUGGUAUGGCCAGAUGUUAGCUAAGGGUCAAUUAAGACCAGACAUGGGUGAUAGCAUUAGUGGCAAGGGAAUGAUUCAGGGUGUGUCUGCAGUGGAGGCAUUCUUUGAACUUCUGAGCCAAUCUAGCCUGAAUGUGUUACAUCCUGAAGAAAACAAGCCUGUUGCUCCUGUAGAGCUAUGCCCUAUCUUGAAGACACUAUACAAAAUAUUGAUAUCCAGGGAACAGUCAUCACAAGCUAUUCUGAAAGCUCUGAGAGAUGAAAAUCUGAAUGAUCCUCGUGAGCGCAUUGAAAUUGCACAAAGCCAUGUUUUCUACAGGCCUUCACUUCUUGGACAACCAUGAUUGUUUUCUCUUGGCAAAAACCAAUGUGGAUGCAACCAUAUAUCGGAAGCGUUUGUCAAAGGGAAUAUUUUAAUGAGCAUGAAUGUAUUAUUUUGUGAUGGACUUUGUAUUACAUUGUUGUAUGUAUAUAUGUCAAAAUAUAAGUUACUAGAUCAAUUGGAAUUUUAACUCCCAGAUAUACUGCAACAGCUGAGAAGUCACUGCCUCACAGACACCACCUCGUUGUGGCCAAAAUGGAAGUAAAACUGUUUUUGGACUCUCUUUCUUCAUUAAUGGAAUGGAAUGGAAUAAGUGAGGAUGGGAUACAAGGGGAGGGGAAGGACCGAAACAAAGCAACCUUUAUUUCUUCUUGUUUGGAAGAUUAAUGAGGGAAAGGAACUCAAUUAUGUUUUUUGGAAGUUAAAUUAUAAAGGUUUGAAAUGGAAUGUAAUAUGCUUACAUUUGAACAAAGUUUAUCUCCUACAAUUCCACCUCAAUUUUGGAGAACAAAGGAAUGUAUUUGAGGAGAAAAAAAGGGGCCUUGAAUUGCUUUCCCUUAUCACCUGUGUGUGCGAAUCUGAAAUUGUUAACUUCGGCAACAUUGAUAAAUCAAGUCUGUGUCAUAAACCACUGUUUCUGAUGAG